CCUUUGAGCUUUUCUCUGAGGUUUCGUGUAGAGGUGACCGCUGCAGCGGGGCCCUGGGGUGAUGGUGGGAGGAGGCGCGGAAUGGACGGGGACACCGCGCGGGGGCUGUUCCUCCCGCUCGUGCUGCCGCAGCUUCGGCCUGUACCGGCUGCCUAUCCCACCGAGUGCCUUCCUCUGCCGUAGUUCGAAAGCGGCUUCCCAUAGUACGAGCGUGUGGUGCAGGGUGCUGGGAGGGGCCUGAGACAGGACAGUCCCGCGCAUCCAAGACGCGGAGUCUUUAUGUCCUGCCAUCCGUUAAUUCCUCUCGAUAUUCAAAGGGAGAUUCACCCUGGCCUGUGCCCACCUGUUUUGCUACCAGCAGUGGUGGUUUUAUAAUAAAGUUGCGCUUGAGACUUUUUAACGUUUUGUCAGAGGCCGGAGAGUUCAGGCACGCUAGAGCGUUAAGAUACAAAUACACACCACUUUCCUUACGAGGUCUCCCUCCCUAGGCCCUGGACUGUGUGAUUUUCUCGUUUAAAACUCCAGGUAGACGUCUCUGAAAAGAUUAUGCUUGAUUUACAUAUGCAGUCACUAGAAGGCUAUGCAGAAUUAAUUGAGUCUUUUCCCGUAUCAGUGAUUAUUUCCAAAAAAUAUCGAAUUUGACCAAAAAAUGAGAUUCUGCAAACAACUCUCUUUUGUGAGGAUACAGUAGUGCGGUAAUAGUUGUGCGGUUUUAAUGACACAGGGGAGGAAAGAUGGUCAGUUCCAUCACUGGGAGUGAGAGAUGAGCUCUGAAAAUGGUUACAUGAGGCCUCAACCUAGUUCCACAGAUUUGUUCUCUAGACUUAGUUUGUAACAAGGGGUCUGGAGCCACCAGUUUCUGGAUAAUCUGUAGUCAUAUUAAUGAGUGGUUUAAAUCCUGCCCUCAUUAGCUCUUGCCUGAACCACAGCAGUGAGUCUUAAACCGAACUUCCAGCCUCCAGUUUUAUCUAUUGGAAUUCACCACACUCUUGCCAAAGUAGAUCUACUCAUGGUGCACUUCAGAAUCUUGUCACUGCUCAUAUUGCUUAUGUAAUAAUGACUUAGAAUCCUGAUAAUGUGACCUCACUUAUAUUUGCUGUCUCAUCCCCUGCAGGAACGUUCCAUGCAGUCAUGCUAAAUUUGUUGCUUGCAUACUGCGUGCUCUUUCAGUGUUUGUCUCUUUCUGCUUCAUCUUUCUUCUGCCUGAAAUGCUGAAUAUAAAUUCCUUCUCACCUUGCUAGACCCAAGUCAUAUGGUCCCUGCUUUAUGAACAUACUCUUCAAAACACUUGGCAGUUAUAUUGUCUUCUUUUGUGUAGCAUGUAUGCAUUCAUUCAUGAUCACAUACUAUAUGCCAGGCCCUGUACUAAGUACAGAGAUUACAAAGACAUAUAUUGCUGAUUUCUUCACUCAAGGGGCUUAGCAUAGUGCAUAUCUGCUAUUAUAGCACUUAAGUUUUGCAGUGAUUAUUUACACAUCCUUCAAAUUGAACUCUUUGAUGCCAGGGAUCAAAUGCCUCUUCAUUUUUAUAUUUGCAGCACUUCUGUUGUUGUAAGAGGAUAACAAUGUCUGAAAGAGCAUAAUUUUCUUAUAUGUCUGAUGUUUUCUGAAGCAGAGUUUUCUCUUUUUUUUGGUCUGUUUUCCAUUGAUGAAUAUGUAGGAUAUAUAGUCUUUGGGGUCCUUUGUCCUUUCAAAGUCAUUAUCAGAUUCUUUCUGAGUGCUUAUUUUGUACCAGUACAUGCUUGAGUUACACGUGUGUCUUUGACAUAUAACUUGUAACUUUAAGAUCUGUAAGUUCUGUGUGAGAAUAUCUUAUUAGAUGGUAAUGUUUAAACUGAAAUCUAAUAAUAAUAGCUAACAUUUAUCCUGUGCUUACUGUGUGAUAAUUAGAUGCUGUUCUUGAGGUGUUAAUCAGUCCUGUUUGAAUCGGUCAGUUCUCACAGCAAUCCUGAGCACGGUAGGAGUCCAUCUGAACUAAACAAUAAAAGCAUCACUGUUUCUUGGUGUGCAUGAAGAUAACCCAGAGAGUUGAGGAAGUCGCUAAGAGUGUGCUGGGGAUGCUCUAGGAAAAGACUGAAUGCUGAGGUGAUUCCCAGUCCAAAGGUGUUUGAUUUGCCAAGAAGAAAGUGAACCUCAUGGAUCAGAACAACAGCCUCCCACCUUAUGCCCAGGGCCUGGCCUCCCCUCAGGGGGCCAUGACUCCUGGAAUCCCUAUCUUUAGUCCGAUGAUGCCGUAUGGCACAGGACUGACUCCACAGCCUAUUCAGAGCACCAACAGUCUGUCUAUUUUGGAAGAACAGCAAAGGCAGCAGCAGCAACAGCAGCAGCAACAGCAGCAGCAGCAGCAGCAGCAGCAGCAGCAGGCGGCAGUGGCAGCCGUUCAGCAGUCGACCUCCCAGCAGGCGACCCAGGGGGCCUCGGGCCAGACACCACAGCUUUUCCACUCACAGACUCUUACGACCGCACCCUUGCCGGGCACCACUCCCCUGUAUCCCUCCCCCAUGACUCCCAUGACCCCCAUUACCCCUGCCACGCCAGCCUCGGAGAGCUCUGGGAUUGUGCCGCAGCUGCAAAAUAUUGUAUCCACAGUGAAUCUUGGUUGUAAACUUGACCUGAAGACCAUUGCACUUCGUGCCCGGAAUGCUGAAUAUAAUCCCAAGCGGUUUGCUGCUGUAAUCAUGAGAAUAAGAGAGCCCCGGACCACUGCACUGAUAUUCAGUUCUGGGAAGAUGGUGUGCACAGGAGCCAAGAGUGAAGAACAGUCCAGACUAGCAGCAAGAAAAUAUGCCAGGGUUGUACAGAAGUUGGGUUUUCCAGCUAAGUUCUUGGACUUCAAGAUUCAGAAUAUGGUGGGGAGCUGCGAUGUGAAGUUCCCUAUAAGGUUAGAAGGCCUUGUGCUUACCCACCAACAGUUCAGUAGUUAUGAGCCAGAGUUAUUUCCUGGUUUAAUCUACAGAAUGAUCAAACCGAGAAUUGUUCUCCUUAUUUUUGUUUCUGGAAAAGUUGUAUUAACAGGUGCUAAAGUCAGAGCAGAAAUUUAUGAAGCCUUUGAGAACAUCUACCCUAUUCUAAAGGGUUUCAGGAAGACAACGUAAUGGCUGUCAUGUACUCCUGCCUCCCCCACCCACUUGUUUUUUUUAAAACAAAUCAGUUCUGGUACAUUUAGUGGUGUUGUGGACGGCCCCAUGUGAUGAGAGGAUGGAUGUCUGGUUGUAGGUUGCAGCACGAGGUGAAGCUCCCCUGCAUGUGUACCCCGUAGGGAUGCCAGGAAGGGGGCGUUAUUUCUGCACAGAGAUCACCGAAGUGUUACUGUAAGUUGCUCGAACUGUGCUGCUAUUUGGGCAGCGCUGCCCGUUUAUUUAUAUUUAGAUUUUAAACACUUACUGCUGUUGACAAGUUGGUUUAAGGGACAAAACUUUAAGUGUUAAAGCCACCUCAACAAUCGAUUGGACUUUAUUUUGUUUAAUUUCUUCCCCAUAAACCACAGUUUUUAUAUUUCUACCAGAAAAGUAAAAAUCUUUUUAAAAAGUGUUGUUUUCUAAUUUGUAACUCCUAAGGGUUAUUUUUGUGCCACAUUCCGCCUUUCCAGUAUUGCAGGACAGAAUAGAAAUGUAUUAAUGAAAACAAAUGGCUGUACAUAUUUUUCUUCCUUCAGAGUACUCUGUACAAUAAAUGCUGUUUAUAAAAGUGUUA
This is a messenger RNA of Aethalodelphis obliquidens (Pacific white-sided dolphin), 3692 nucleotides long. RefSeq names its product TATA-box binding protein (gene TBP). The transcript has 8 exons. Bases 2135 to 3094 code for a protein of 319 amino acids. The record is from RefSeq and is a predicted model, not a curated record. Gene Ontology annotation, molecular function: DNA binding. Lineage: Eukaryota; Metazoa; Chordata; Mammalia; Artiodactyla; Delphinidae. Gene Ontology annotation, biological process: DNA-templated transcription initiation.